This is a messenger RNA of Protopterus annectens (West African lungfish), 2199 nucleotides long. RefSeq names its product Cbl proto-oncogene like 1 (gene CBLL1). The record is from RefSeq and is a predicted model, not a curated record. The transcript has 6 exons. Gene Ontology annotation, molecular function: ubiquitin protein ligase activity. The coding region runs from base 102 to 1700 and encodes 532 amino acids. Gene Ontology annotation, biological process: regulation of cell adhesion; protein ubiquitination. Lineage: Eukaryota; Metazoa; Chordata; Ceratodontiformes; Protopteridae.
GUUUUGUAGUUUAUUUAUGAAAUGUUUUAUGGACUAGAAUGGAGGCGUUAUUUUGGAGUCUUUCCUGCGCUGGAUGUUGUCUAUGAUAUUGUUUGCGCUCUAUGAGCUUUUCUCUAGCCCGUGACAUGAUGUUUGGAUCGUUAGUGGCCUGCUCUCUGGCCUUUUCUAGCUCUAUUGGAAUGGACUUGCUAAGUAAGGACAGUGAUCUGCAAGGUACAAACAGCUCUGGAUCCUUGGGUGGUCCUGAUGUUCGUCGGCGAAUUCCAAUCAAAUUAAUCUCGAAGCAGACUACUAAAAUUAAAGCAUCGCCUCGCAGUCAAAGAACUAUGAGUAGACUUCCUGGGAAGACACAAGCAGUUGAAGAUGAAAACUUUAACUACAGUGAAGAAGAAAGAUAUGAAAAUAAAGGUGGCGAGAUGUUUGGGAACCAACGGCGAUUUCCAGGCCAUAUGUUUUGGGAAGUUAAGAUAAAUCUUUUGGGAGAGAAAGAUGAGACACCAGUUCAUUUUUGUGAUAAAUGUAAUCUUCCAAUCAAAAUUUAUGGGCGAAUGAUACCCUGCAAGCAUGUGUUUUGUUUUGAAUGCGCAAGUUUACAAGAGAAAAAAGGAGACAAGAUGUGUCCUGGAUGCAGUGAUCCAGUACAGCGCAUUGAGCAGUGUGUCCGAGGAUCACUCUUCAUGUGUAGCACUGUACAAGGCUGCAAAAGAACUUACUUGUCUCAGAGGGAUCUACAAGCUCAUAUCAACCAUCGUCACAUGAGGGCUGCAAAACCAGCUUCUCGUCCUACUGCUGAACCAGUUCAUCCACCUAUUGUACCACCAAUUGUACCACCACCUGCAGAGAUUCCAGAACGUUUUAUCAUGCCACCCGACAAGCACCAUCUAAGCCAUAUUCCACCAAAGCAACACCUAAUGAUGCCUCCACCUCCUUUGCAGCAUAUACCACACGAACAUUACAGUCAACCUCAUGAGGACAUCCGGCCACCCCCUGCAGAGAUUUCUAUGGCUCCACCACCACCUCGUGCUGUAAAUCAGGAAACCUUUCGCAUUGCUACUGUUACAACAAGAACGCACAGCAAUUUGAUUACUGUACCCAUUCAAGAUGACUCUACUACUGCUGGACGAGAGCCACCUCCACAGACUCAGCCCCCAAAGCACCAUCUUCCUGAAUACCAGGCUCAGCCAGUGGUGUCACAUCCGCAUCAUAUAAUGCCACCACCUCAGCAGCAUUAUGCACCGCCCCCCCCACCACCUCCACCAAUCAGCCAUCCAAUGCCGCACCCACCCCAGACUGCUGCUGCUCCUCAUAUGGUUUUCAACCAGGGUCCACCUCCACCUCUGACAACUGCCCCACCGCCGAUUACAGCACCACCUCCUGGACACAUUAUUGGUCAACUGCCACCAUAUAUGAAUCAUCCUCCUCCUCCUCCUGGACCACCACCUCCUCAGCAUGGAGGCCCACCUGUGACUGCUCCUCCUCCUCCCCCAUGUCAUUAUAACCCUACCACCAUGCCACCAUUUGCUGAAGACAAAGGAACUCUAAGCCCUCCAUUUACACAGCCUGGGGGAAUGAGUCCUGGCAUAUGGCCAGCACCAAGAGGUCCACCUCCACCUCCAAGAAUGCAGGGUCCACCACCUCAAGCCCCAAUUCCUGGACCACAUAUUCCAGAUCAGACGAGAUACAGACCUUACUACCAGUAAUAUUUGAAGUCCAGCAAUGCUCUGACAAAAAAAUAAAUAACUCUAGCAUACAGUCCUUAGACAGAGCCAGCCUGCAUUUUAUUUUAAAGAAGGCUGAUACAAACUGCUCCAUCGUAAUUUUUUUCCAACAGUCAUAAUGAUCUCCAGACUUGGCUUCUGUGUUGUGUUUCUGCAGUAAAUGGCUUUAUAGGUUGUAUAUUAUUGACUGCACUCAAGUGAGUGUAAUUAAAGCCUCUGCAGAUAAUCAUUCCUUACGUUACCUCGUAGGUUUUACAGACUGAGGAGCAAUACACUCAAUAUACUGUUCUGUGCUUUCUUAAAACUUAAGUUACAUGUGUGAAUACUUGUUAGCCAGUGUAAAUAAAUUCAGAAGUGGUUAUAAAGUUAAUGUUUUAGAUUUUUACUGAACCAGCUAUCAUAUUUUGGCAGCUUUCCUCAUGUUCUAGUUAAUUGAAGCUUACUGCAUUAUGUAUGGCAGAAUAAAUGUUUUUUACGGUCA